Molecule: messenger RNA, 1923 nt
Organism: Parathielavia appendiculata
Lineage: Eukaryota; Fungi; Ascomycota; Sordariomycetes; Sordariales; Chaetomiaceae
Exons: 2
Coding region: 111-1748 (545 amino acids)
Biological process (GO): intracellular zinc ion homeostasis; zinc ion import into Golgi lumen
Cellular component (GO): Golgi apparatus; cytoplasmic vesicle; membrane
Molecular function (GO): zinc ion transmembrane transporter activity
Source: RefSeq, a predicted model, not a curated record
AGGCCCACGUUCGACUCCGCUUGACGAUCGCUGACACCGCGGCCCGGGCAGGGGUGGACAUCACAACCAUUGAUGAGUGUCCAGAGUGCCAGAAAAACAAAGCAAAGCACAUGGCUCCCUGCCUGCCUUCGAUUGAACCUUCAGCCGCGCCGAAAACUCCCGUCUUCGUUGUUACCGAUACCGAUACCAAUCACGGCUCGCCCUCGUUUGAAUUUCACUGCGACGACCACGAUCGAGAUCGAGACGGGCGCGUCGGCCUUGAACUUCCCGCCGUCGGCUUUCCAGACCACGAUCACCUCGUCACCGCUCUGGGAAGCACUCCCGGUAAUUUUCUACAUCCUCAGCACCCCGUAUCGCUGCGCCCACCGACCCCCGAUUCUAGCUUCACCAUGGCGACCGAAGAUGGGCCCGCGAAUGGGGGCCUUGGCACAUCUCCGCCAAAGAACCCCUUCAACUUCCAGACUCAGUUCAUCUCCGCGGGCCCGGUCAAGUCUAACAUUGGCCAAAGGCGAGGUCACCGCUACAAACACAGCUCCAUAAGCGCACAGCACCAGAUCUUCCAAGAACCGCCGCCACGGCCGCCACCCGUCCUGCCGGCCUCUCUCCCCAUACCGACCCUCAAAGAAGCAUGGGCCAGCAUGCAGCGCGACCAACGCGCCCGCCUCUGGUGGUGCUGCUGCCACGCAGCCGUUGCCAUGUACGUCUUCUUCAGCGCAGAAGGCUCGCUCGCCAUGACGGCCCUCUCACACCUCGUCUUCUUCGACGUAGGCUCGGCCGCCGUGUGCGUGACCGUCGACGUGCUGGGUAACUUCGAGGUCUGGCGGCGCUCCAGCAUCCGGCACCCAUUCGGCCUGCAGCGCGCCGAGGUGCUCGCGGGCUUCGCCAUGUCCGUCUUCCUCGUCUUCGGCGGCUUCGACCUCAUCUCGCAUAACCUCAAGCACGUUCUCGAAACCGUCGGCGACCACGCUGCGCAUCAUCCCACAAGCAUCCCCGACGAAACGUCCAGCCACACAGGUCACAGCCACGGCGCGCCGCGCUACAUCUCCCCCGGCACCGUCGACCUCGCCAGUCUCGCCGCAGCGGUCAGCACGGUGGUAAGCGCCUACGGGUUGCGCAACCACGGGCGCAUUCGGCGCAUGAUGCGAGUGCCCUUCUCCUAUCUGGCCAGCUUGCUGCCCGGCGCGGGACUGCUCGCCAACCCGUUCCACUUCCUGACGCUCUGCUUCUCCUUCCUGAUGCUGCUCCUCCCGCUCGUCAGCAUCCCCCACUUUGUCUGGCUCGACCGCCUGAUCUGCUUCGCCAUCGCCGCCAGCAUGUUCGUGCUCGGCACCCGCCUGGCCGUCGCGCAGGGGCUGAUGCUGCUCAUGAGCUACAACGACAGCGGCUUACCACCACCGCCGCCGUCGUCCUCCUCAACCACAAACAACAACACCAACAAGAAGACAGCCACCACAUCCGUCGACACCGCCAGCAGGAGCAGCACGGUAUCAUCUGUCCUGCGGGAGAUCGAGUCCGAACCGCACGUCGCCAAGGUCGAGGAGGCACAGUUCUGGCAGGUGCACUACGGGCUAGCCAUCGCAAACCUCAAGGUGCGGCUGGCGAAGGGGUGCGGUGGCAAUGACGACGGGACGCUGAGCCAGCUGCGCGCGCGGCUGGCCCGCGUGGUGCAGAACCGGCUCGGGGAAGGGUACGGGCGGGGCGGGAGCUUGAGGUGGGAGGUUACGGUGCAGACUUGUAGCGACGGGUAGAGUAGGGCUAUUUUAUGCCGUCAUCUAGCGGUGAGUAGCGCGUUUCUGGUGGAUUUGGGAUAGUAUAUAUUGGAAAAGUUUGAAUAUUCAUCUUCGUUUUGGUGACACAUUCCAUGUCUGGAUUGGGUUUCCAUGUUAAGCCUGAGUAGCCGAGGCGCUGAUGCGACUUGACAAC